AGAAACUUGGAAAGAUGUAAAACACCAUAAAAACCAAAGCCAAUGACAAUACAAAUACCACCACCAAUAUCGGCUCACUCCUCCACCUCGUCGUCGCCGUCAUCAAUGCCACCGCCGAAGCUGAUACCCUUUCAUUAAACGACGUUGCCUCUGCCCCCGCCGCAUCUUUAUCAUUAUAUCAGCGAAAUGUCCCUCUCUCACUCUCACCCAACUCCCUUAAACAACUCCCCUGCCUUAUCCGGUAGUAGCACCACCACCGCCACCACGACCAGCAGCUUGUCUUCCGGCGAAUCCGCCGCCGUUGAACUGGUAACUCGGGAACCCGGCACGUCGUCCCACAAUUAUCCACCGUCCGAUGUGGUUACCAUUUCAACACUCAUCGACAUGGAAUCCCAUCACAUGCCUGUCACCGAUUACCUCCAUCGUUGCCAGCAACGUUCCAUCGACGUCAUAGCCCGUCAAGACUCCAUCAAUUGGAUCCUAAAGGUGCAUGCAUACUAUAAUUUCAGCCCAGUAACGGCGUUUCUCUCCGUCAACUACUUAGACCGUUUCCUCUCUUCAUAUUCACUUCCGCUACCAAAUGGGUGGCCGUUUCAGCUUCUAUCAGUGGCUUGUUUAUCUUUGGCGGCGAAAAUGGAGGAAGCCGAGGUGCCAUUGUUGCUGGACCUUCAACUGUUUGAACCCAGAUUCGUUUUCGAACCCGAAACCGUCCAAAGAAUGGAGCUCCGUGUGAUGGCCGCUCUGAAUUGGAGACUACGCUCUGUAACUCCCUUUGACUAUCUCCAUCUCUUCCUUUGCAAGCUCCCUUCCUUACCCGAUUCUUUUGCUUCUCUUCUCUCUGCUUCUUCGGAUCUAAUUCUCAGCACCACUCGUGUUAUUGAUUUCUUGCAGUUUGCACCGUCGGCAAUGGCAGCAGCCGCCGUCUUUUGCGCUGUCGGAGAGGGUUUUCAGUUUCCGGCCCAUGACGCCUUUUUCCCCGAGAGUGUAAACAAAGAAAUGGUGAGAAGCUGUCACCAACUCAUGGAGAAAUACUUGAUCGACACGUGUCCAUCUGCUCGGCUCAAGGAGCCAAGCGUCCAGCCGUCACUCGCGCCUCCAAGCCCAGUCGGCGUCCUCGACGCGGCUGCUUGUGGCAGCUGUGAUACACGCAGUUCCGGUAGCCAACUAGAGCCGCCAGCCAAGAGGUUACGCUCCUCUGCUCCGGAUGUACAGCAACAAUAGAUAGGCCCACCCCCACUCCAUCUAUCUCGCUUAAGAAUAUUUAAUUUUUCCUCAUUUUUUAUGUCAUUAAUUAAAUGAACGGCCAGGAUCGGAUCGUAUAAAGGGUAAAUCGAAUUUUGUUAUUUAUUCAAUGUUAUUAUUAAGGGAUAAAUAUAUAUUAAUUACAAUAUUUUUGUUCUUCUUCAAA
Messenger RNA from Gossypium raimondii (Peruvian cotton), 1408 nucleotides. Its product is annotated as cyclin-D2-1. The transcript is spliced from 5 exons. The record is from RefSeq and is a predicted model, not a curated record. Gene Ontology annotation, biological process: mitotic cell cycle phase transition; regulation of cyclin-dependent protein serine/threonine kinase activity. Gene Ontology annotation, molecular function: cyclin-dependent protein serine/threonine kinase regulator activity. Bases 187 to 1221 code for a protein of 344 amino acids. Gene Ontology annotation, cellular component: cytoplasm; nucleus; cyclin-dependent protein kinase holoenzyme complex. NCBI's taxonomy places the organism in Eukaryota, Viridiplantae, Streptophyta, Magnoliopsida, Malvales, Malvaceae.